Brachypodium distachyon (stiff brome) is the source of this 3729-nucleotide messenger RNA. RefSeq lists its product as uncharacterized. Bases 82 to 3303 code for a protein of 1073 amino acids. NCBI's taxonomy places the organism in Eukaryota, Viridiplantae, Streptophyta, Magnoliopsida, Poales, Poaceae. Gene Ontology annotation, molecular function: ADP binding. The transcript has 3 exons. Gene Ontology annotation, biological process: defense response to other organism. The record is from RefSeq and is a predicted model, not a curated record.
UAUAUAAUCUCAUCUCCUCCAGUGGAGUGGAAUAGGUCCUCAGUCUAUGCUGCAGUAGCAUACACAAAGAAGGACACAGAAAUGGCGGACUUCGCGAUCGGGCUGACGAGGAAGGCCGUGGAGGUAACGCUGGGCAGGGUGACAUCGGCCCUAGAGGAGGAGGCGGAGGUGAAGGAGCGGGUGGCGAAAGAUCUGGCCUUCAUCACGGGCGAGUUCCAGAUGAUGCAGUCCUUCCUCGGUGUUGUCAGCAAUGGCGACGACGACGACCAGGUGCUGCGGACCUGGGUGAGGCAGCUCCGCGACCUGGCCUUCGACGUCGAGGACUGGGUCGAGCUCGUCGUCCACCUCGACGACGACCCGUGGGCCUGGUGCCGGCGCGUGGUGGCGCCGCUGCCGCCCUGCCUUACCCAGCUGGUGCUCCGGCCGCGGCCCCUGGACGAGGCCGCCGACGAGAUCAAGCUGCUCAAGGCCCGGGUCCAGGAGGUCAGCCAGCGCCACACGCGCUACAAGCUCAUCACUACUACUUCUUCUUCUUCCGAUAAACCGGCCGCCGGCGCCAGCGUCGUGCCGGCGCCGCCCUUCACCAUCCUACGCGAGGCGUGGGAGACCGCCGCCGAAUGCGGCUUGCGGUUGGGCCUCCACGACUUGAUCACCGGCACCGAUGCUGAUCCCGGCGUGAUCUCGGCGUGGUCGUCGAGCGCUGCAGGAGGGCCAGGCGCCGCUCUUGUGCAAGGGAUUUUGAUCAGGGCGUACGGUGACCCCAAGGUCUGCCAGGGAUUCAAGAGACGCGCGUGGGUGAAGCUGCAGACGGAUCAUCCUAAUUUCGUCGACCGCCACGACUUUUGCAAGAAGAGCUUGCUUGCUCAAUUCUACCCCGACGACGACGGCGAUCAUGAUCAGAUCGACUUGCAGCGGCUCAACAAGGAAAAGUACCUCGUCAUCCUGGAACAAGUGUCCAGUGUGGCACAGUGGGAUGCCAUCAGAAAGUGCCUGCCGCCGGACACUAGCAACGGCAGCCGGAUCGUUGUGUCCACGGCGCAAUUAGGGGUUGCGCUUUACUGCACGGGGGAGCCGCACACAGUACUGUCCGACCUCUCAUGGUCCUCUGAUGGUCAACCUCUUUGCGCCGUCUUCAGGAACAAGAACAAGAAGAACGGAGAGAAAACGGCACGCUCUGCUGCAUUUCGUCAAGAAAAGGCACGUGACAAGAAAGAACAUAUUCUUGGGCGUGCCUCUGAACGGAAAAGCCUUGAACGCCGUUUACAGCGGAAGAAGGUGGCAUUUGUCUCCGUGUGGGGGAUUGCUGGCGUCGGGAAAUCAACUCUCGUCAGAAGCAUCUACCACAGCCAGGUACCAAAAAAAAGGUUUGCAAUGUUCAGCUGGGUGGACGUGCCUGCUAAAUUUCAUUUGACAGACUUGUCUUGGCACCUGCUUCUGGAUUUUCAUUCAAAUAAUUCUGAUAACAAAGAAGCUGCAGCAAUUGGUAUCAUGGAAGGCCAAGACCCAGUACAAGAGUGUUGCAAAAUUCUGCGUCAGUACAGAUGCCUCGUUGUUAUUGAUGGUCUACGGUCCACACAUGACUGGGACUUGAUUAAACACGCCUUCUCAUCUGUGAUGCACACUAACAAAAGCUGUAUUGUUGUCAUUUCAAAUGAAAAAAAUGUGGCAGAGCACGUGAUCAGGGAUAUAGCUGGUUCUCAGCCCCUCGUCAUCAAAUGUCUACCAGACGACGUGUCCCGUACAAUCUUCACAGAGGUACCUCCGAAAUGUAUCAAGGGUUUGGCUCCCGGUGAUGGCAUGGACAGGCUCACAGUCCGUGCCAUUGCUAUUAGUGGUGGGCUUCCCAAAGUAAUAGCUACUUUAGGCAGGGAAUUGGAGUCGGCUACAAGUGACCGGCAUGCGCACAAUAUUUUGGAUAACUACAGAAGAAAUGACAGUUUAAGGGGUGUAUUUUCUUGGAUGCAGUCGUACUUUGAUGCUUGCUCAGAUUCAGUCAAGCCAUGUAUUUUCUAUGUGUCAGUUUUUCCUAUGAAGCAAGACAUCCGGCGAAGGCGUUUGGUUACGCGGUGGAUCGCAGAGGGUUACUCGAGAGACAGAUUUGGUGGUACUGCAGAGGACUGGGACAUCUCCGGAGGCAGAUCAGACUGUGCUACCGCGGAUGAGAAUGGGGAAAAAUACUUCUCUGAUCUCAUCGCGUUAAGCAUAAUCCAGCAAUUUACAACAAGCAAUGUGUGCCAAAUUAAUGGUUUCUUCCAUGGAUACAUCACCUCACGUCCAAUGGAAGACAACCUUGUCUGUGCAUUAGAAGGCCAUUGCAAGCUGAACUCGCAACGCACAGGACAACACCUCACCAUAAGGAGCGACUGGGACAGAGACAUGAAGGUGUUUCAGAGCAUGGACUUCACCCGGCUACGGUCUUUGACAGUGUUUGGGAAGUGGGAAUCAUUCUUCAUUUCUGACCAGAUGGAGCGGCUCCGGGUGCUGGAUCUAGAAGACGCAGACGGCGUAGAAGACAGACAUCUCGAGAAGAUGGUGAAGCAACUGACGAGACUCAAGUUCCUCUCCCUACGAGGAUGCAAAAGGAUUAAUCGUCUGCCGGGUUCAUUGGGUGGCAUGAGGCAGCUGCAGACUCUAGAUGUCAGACACACCCCCAUAGCCAUUCUGCCACCGGAGAUCUGUAAGCUAGCCAUGCUACAAUACAUCCGUGCAGGCAACACUAAACCCUGGUAUGAAGGUGAUGGCAUAGUCCGAAUUCAACCAAGAGCAGGUGAGGACUGGAAAACAACGCCACUACAAGAAGGUGAUGGUAUCAGGGGUGUUGAGGUUCCUCCAGGGAUUGGCAACCUGGCAGCAUUACACACACUUGGUGUUGUCAAUGUGAGUCGACUCCUAGAGCUGGAGGGGCUCAAGAAGCUUACUCAACUGCACAGACUCAAGGUGUCCGGCAUAAAGAGGGGAAACAUCAAGCAAUUCUUUUGUGCCAUCUCAGGUCACCGCCACCUGGAGUCCUUGUCGGUGCGUCUUGAGGAGAAUAUGCAGCCUGGAAUCCUUGAAACUGUGGCGCCACCACCCAAGACCCUGAGGAACCUUAAGCUGUACGGGGAACAUGCACACAACCUCAAACUCUGGAUCAAGUUGUUUCAAAGUGUGAAAUUUUGGGAUAUCGAGAUGGUCGUAACAACGGGAGAGGACCUACGACCCCUUGAUGAAUUAUUGGUAAAUAAGAAAAAAGUCUUGCGCCGUCUUUGUGUCAAGCUGGUUCAAGAUAAUCUUCACUUGGAUCUGUGUUUGCCGGAUCGUUAGUCCUUUAAGUUCCAGAACCUCAAAAUUGACUGCAGCUCCAAGUGCAAGGUAACUUUUGGAGGAAGCAAACUUGUUGAGAUGCUCAAGAUUUGGUGCUCUAGUGGGUCGGAUUUGCAGGUUUUUGGGCUAGUGAAUCUAGCCUCUCUCAAGGAGGUCUGGCUUAUGGGUACAUGCGGCAACGCGCUCGAGCAAAGAUUGAAGAGGCAACUCUCCUAUUAUAAGGAGGGGAAAGAACCUAUCGUCAAGCUGUAUUGAUACACGGUGAUGAUAUUACUCUUGACUUUGUAUGUUUUUAUCUUGGCCAUGAUAUCAACUUGGAAAUCACACGCUGGAAUCUGAUGACAUCAGUUCGAUCUCUGCUGUAUCAGCCUGAUCGUUUCCAGUGCUACUGCUACAUUCAGUAAUAAGAGCAGUUCAAGUGUAUUA